Molecule: messenger RNA, 531 nt
Organism: Chaetomium fimeti
Lineage: Eukaryota; Fungi; Ascomycota; Sordariomycetes; Sordariales; Chaetomiaceae
Product: 8 kDa subunit-domain-containing protein
Exons: 4
Coding region: 229-477 (82 amino acids)
Biological process (GO): transcription by RNA polymerase I; transcription by RNA polymerase II; tRNA transcription by RNA polymerase III
Cellular component (GO): RNA polymerase II, core complex; RNA polymerase III complex; RNA polymerase I complex
Molecular function (GO): zinc ion binding; DNA binding
Source: RefSeq, a predicted model, not a curated record
AUCGGCGAUAACGGUAUGCACAGACCACUCAAAGUCCCGAGCAACAAAGAUUUGAGGAACGGCCAAAGAGAUGCUCGCGCGCGCGAUCAACGAAUUCGUCAAUCAAAUUCACGACAACAGAAACUUGCGCCGUCACUCGAGAGACUGCACGAUCUCAUCACCACCGAUUCCAAGAACAAUCACACGUGAAUACCGACUACACACUUGGAACCGACAAAUACCGACAAAAUGAUUAUUCCGAUCCGCUGCUUCUCUUGUGGCAAGGUGACGGGCGAUCUCUGGGAGAAGUUCGUCAAGCUUAUUGAGGAGGAUGGCCUUAGCGAUGGCGACGCUCUGGAUCAACUCGGGUGCAAGAGGUACUGCUGCCGACGCAUGGUCAUGACACAUGUCGACCUCAUCGAGAAGCUUCUCAAAUACACGCCCGAUGGACGGAACUACAAGAAGAUCGAGAUGCAGCAAACACACCAGGACGCUUGAAUUCGGUCGUUGACGUGCAUAUAUUCGGCGUUGAACAAGGUGGCCAUGGGUUUU